This is a messenger RNA of Ailuropoda melanoleuca (giant panda), 960 nucleotides long. It is a transcript of the gene RERGL, whose product is annotated as RERG like. Gene Ontology annotation, molecular function: GTP binding; GTPase activity. The transcript is spliced from 5 exons. NCBI's taxonomy places the organism in Eukaryota, Metazoa, Chordata, Mammalia, Carnivora, Ursidae. The record is from RefSeq and is a predicted model, not a curated record. Bases 43 to 657 code for a protein of 204 amino acids.
UCAAGGCAGUAUAGCUCCAGAAGACAGGAGCAGAAAGACAAGAUGAAUGAUGUGAAGCUUGCUGUCUUGGGUGGUGAAGGAACAGGAAAAUCUGCCCUUACAGUAAGGUUUCUCACCAAGCGAUUCAUUGGAGAAUAUGCCUCUAAUUUUGAAUCUAUCUAUAGUAAGCAUUUGUAUUUGGAAGGGAAGCAACUGAAUCUAGAAGUAUACGACCCCUGUUCUCAACCACAGAAAGCAAAAUUUUCCCUCACAAGUGAGCUGCACUGGGCAGAUGGGUUUGUUAUUGUGUAUGACAUCAGUGACAGGUCCUCAUUUGCUUUUGCAAAAGCCCUGAUCUACAGAAUUCGGGAGCCACAAACUAGUCAUUGUAAAAGAGCUAUGGAAUCAGCUGUGCUUUUGGUUGGUAACAAGCAAGAUCUCUGUCAUGUACGAGAGGUUGGCUGGGAAGAAGGGCAAAAGCUGGCAUUGGAUAACCGAUGCCAGUUCUGUGAAUUGUCCGCAGCAGAGCAGUCUCUGGAGGUAGAAAUGAUGUUUAUCAGAAUUAUCAAGGACAUCCUGACAAACUUCAAACUCAAAGAAAGGAGAAGACCCAGUGGAUCUAAAUCAAUGGCUAAAUUGAUCAAUAAUGUGUUUGGAAAGAGACGGAAAUCUGUUUAGCAAACAUGUAAUCCUAGGGGAUGUAUUAUGUCAGAGAGUUUCAAAUAUUCACAUGAUAAUUAAAUUUACCCUUUGUAUGCGGUUUCUUAAAAAAAAUAAUUCUCUUAGAGAUAUGAAAUGACUGAACAGAAGCCACAGCUGUGUUUUGAAAUAUACAUAGUUUGCUUUUUGGUUGUUUGUGUCUUGUACACUCUGCUUCACACUAAACCUUUUUCUUUAUUACACGGAAUAGCACUCACUAUAACUUCCUGAUGCGUUGCUAUCCAGUUUGCCUUGCCAAAUAAACUCUGCUUAAUAAUUUUA